Molecule: messenger RNA, 741 nt
Organism: Aspergillus bombycis
Lineage: Eukaryota; Fungi; Ascomycota; Eurotiomycetes; Eurotiales; Aspergillaceae
Gene: pup2
Product: proteasome core particle subunit alpha 5
Exons: 5
Coding region: 1-741 (246 amino acids)
Biological process (GO): proteasome-mediated ubiquitin-dependent protein catabolic process
Cellular component (GO): proteasome core complex, alpha-subunit complex; nucleus; proteasome core complex
Source: RefSeq, a predicted model, not a curated record
AUGUUCAUCGCGCGAUCGGAAUAUGACCGUGGAAUUAACACCUUCUCCCCCGAAGGACGUUUAUUCCAGGUCGAAUACUCUCUUGAAGCUAUCAAACUAGGUUCGACGGCGAUCGGUGUCGCAACCAACGAGGGCGUCAUCCUGGGCGUUGAGAAGCGUGUCACAUCCACUCUUCUUGAAGCCUCUUCCGUCGAAAAGAUUGUCGAGAUUGAUCAGCACAUUGGCUGUGCUAUGUCCGGUCUGCAGGCAGAUGCCCGGAACCUCGUCGAGCAUGCCCGCGUUGAGUGCCAAAACCAUGCCUUCCACUAUGCCGAACCACUGCGAGUUGAGAGCUGCACCCAGGCCAUUUGCGAUUUGGCCCUGAGAUUCGGAGAGACCGGGGAUGACGAAGAAAGCGUGAUGAGUAGGCCUUUUGGUGUUGCUUUGUUGAUCGCGGGUUUCGAUGAGGAUGGCCCUCAACUAUAUCAUGCCGAGCCAUCCGGUACAUUCUACCGAUACGACGCGAAGGCCAUUGGGUCCGGAAGCGAGGGUGCGCAAGCGGAAUUGCAGAACGAAUAUCACCGCUCCCUCACUCUAGAAGAAGCGGAGACACUGGUCCUCAAGACACUGAAGCAGGUCAUGGAGGAGAAGCUAGACGCAAAGAACGUUCAGCUUGCCAGUGUGACCAAGGAGAAGGGCUUCCGUAUCUACAAUGAUGAGGAGAUGGGACGGGCUGUUGCGACCUUGGGUGGUAAUCAAUAA